Molecule: messenger RNA, 459 nt
Organism: Mycena citricolor
Lineage: Eukaryota; Fungi; Basidiomycota; Agaricomycetes; Agaricales; Mycenaceae
Source: the annotation of a GenBank genome assembly
AUGGCAUACAUAGAGCAGCAGCGUCUAGAUGGGUAUGCGGAGCGUGUGCGAUACGCUCUCAGCCGGAAGCAAGCAUUCGACCGGAAGCUGGAGAGCCGUAAGCCGGGAGAGGUGAUCUUUGCUCCAGGCAAGAUGGUUCAGGUCCACAGGAGCAAUUUGGACGUCUUAUCAGCGCACAAGAAGCUGGUCUAUUCGUGGGGCGCACCAUACCGGGUCAAGACACGGGUGCUCAACUCGUAUAUCCUGGAAACCGUCGAUGGGGUCGAGCGGAGGGGUUUAGUCCACGCGAGGAGGUUGAAGAGGUUUGCGCCGAAAAUAGGGUCAGGUCUAGAGGCGGUACAUCAUGCGUUUCUUGCAGCGAGGGUCUUGGUUGGCAUUGGGACGACGCCAGGAGAAGGGGGGGCACAUGUGUUGGGGGUGAGCGAGAGCAAUCGGGUGGCUGUGCUAUUGGAUCAUUAG